AGUCGCUGUGAAUCGUGAAGUUCUGGGGGAAGCUGCUUGGUCAACUCUUAUUCAAAACUUUAGACAGACUUAUUUAACUGCUGUUUUUACAAGCUGAAUCUGUAGUCUCGUGUCUAAUCCUGUUCGUACGCGUUACGUUACUUUCAGACGACUGUGAAGUGGCGUUUAAAGUGCUCCUCAUGGCAUUAUUUUGGGCGAGACAGCAGUAAUUAGCAGAGCCCUGUUGAUCAGAUCAGCCAGAGGUCGCAGAACUGCAGUGUAAGCGGUGGUCUGUCAGGACUGUAAGAUGACUGAGUAUAAGUUGGUUGUUGUGGGAGCAGGUGGUGUUGGGAAGAGUGCUUUAACUAUCCAGCUCAUUCAGAAUCACUUUGUGGAUGAAUAUGACCCUACUAUUGAGGACUCUUACAGGAAGCAGGUGGUGAUUGACGGUGAGACGUGUCUGCUGGACAUCCUGGACACUGCAGGUCAGGAAGAGUACAGCGCAAUGAGGGACCAAUACAUGAGGACAGGAGAGGGUUUCCUCUGUGUCUUCGCCAUAAACAACAGCAAAUCCUUCGCCGAUGUGCAUUUGUACAGAGAACAGAUCAAGCGCGUGAAGGACUCGGAUGAUGUUCCAAUGGUCCUAGUGGGGAACAAGUGUGAUUUGGCCAGAACAGUGGACACCAAGCAAGCUCAGGAACUUGCCAGAAGCUACGGUAUAGAGUUUGUAGAAACUUCUGCCAAGACCAGACAGGGAGUCGAGGACGCUUUUUACACCCUCGUCCGUGAGAUCCGACAUUAUCGCAUGAAAAAGCUCAACAGCAGAGAAGACAGGAAGCAGGGCUGUCUGGGCGUGUCCUGUGAAGUCAUGUGACUGCACUGCCUCCCCCUUUGUAUUUGUUUUUUUGUUUUUAGCAGUUUGUUGACCAGGCAGCUGUAAGCCUCAUGACCGUCUGUGCACGCAGACUUCGCCCUCUGCUGGCUGAAAGGGAUUCAUGCACAACUGGUCAUCUUUCCUGUUGGCCUGCUGUAAUAGAAAAAUGAGGCCAUGGGACAUUUAUGUGUUUUAACCGAGGCUCAUUUGUCUCAUUUAGUACUUGGGUUUUCCCACGUCCUUGGGAAGAAAAACGGGCAUUGAGUUCUUAUUUCUUGACUUCUGACCCGUUAUGAACGCAACAGCACAUUGGCAUUGAUGAAAUAAAUUCUAAAUUGCAAAAGGGUGCAUCUCAUAAAAACAUGGCCACAUUUCACCACAAAACUGAAAAAAUGAUUAAGAAAUUAUAUUUUGAAGCUAUUUUAACAUUUUCAUUGACAUUUAUGACUUUCCCUCAGUCAAAUUCUCAUAAUGCAUCUACAGUUUUUACAUGUACACUACCAGUCAAAAGUUUUUGAACAGUAAGAUUUGUAAUGUUUUUUUUAAACAAGUCUCUUCUGCUCACCUACAUUUGUUUGAUCAAAAAUACUGCAAAAGCAGUAAUAUUGUGAAAUAUUUACUAUUUAAAAUAACUGCUUUCUAUUUGAAUACAUUUUAAAAUGUAAUUUAGUCCUGUGAUCAUCAUUACUUCAGUCUUCAGUGUCACUGAUAUUAUUAUUAUUAUUAUUAUUAUCAAUAUUGAAAACAGAUAGGUACUUUUUUUCAGGAUUCUUUGAUGAAUCAAAAGAUCCAAAGAUCAGCAUUUAUCUGAAAUAAAAAGCUUUUGUACACACUUUUGUAACAAUAUACACUACCAUUCAAAAGCUUGGAGUCAGUAUAAUUUUUUUUUUUGGCUGAUGAUAAAGACAUUUAUAAUGCUACAUAAGAUUUCUGUUUCAGAUAAAUGCUGUUUUUCUUAACUUUAUUUUUAUCAAAGAAACCUGAAAAAAUUCCACUCAGUUUACUCAGUCAUGUUUUUUUGAGCAGCAAAUCAGGAUACAAACAUGAUUUCUGAAGGAUCAUGUGACUGGAGUAAUGAUGCUCCCACAGGAAUGAAUUACAUUUUAAAAUAAAUUCAGAUAGAAUACAGCUAUAUUAAAUAGUAAAAAUAUUUUAAAUUUUUCUGUUUUUGCUGUACGUUGGAUUAAAUAAAUGCAGGCUUGGUGAGCAGAAGAGACUUCUGUAAAAAACAUUUAAAAUCUUACUGUUCAAAAAAGGUAAUUCCCCUUAUUUUCACCGGUGAUUUCUAUUGUGGUGUUUCUUUUUUUUCUCAUUAUAGUAAUGAGAAUUAUUGGGGAGAUUUGUCAUCAAAUAGAUGACAAAAAUGUCACAAUGCACAAACUUCUAAUAGUCCUAUAAAUAGUAUUAAUAUUGUUUACCCAAAAUAUAAUUUCAUAUUUAUUCUUUUCAUUUUUAGGGUGAAACCUGGACCCUUUCUUAGCAGCUUUUUUGAGAUUCACCCAAUGUUUUAAUUACAAGUAGUACAUAUUUCAUGCAAGAGAAGGAAUUGUGCUUUUAAAUGGUAUUUAAAUUGGGAUCAAUCAUACUAUCACCAUUUAUCCUUACAUAAAAGCUUUUAUCUUCAGUUCUCUUUAAAAUCUCAGACCUGAGAACGUGAAGUUCCCUUUAAAUCUUAACCCGCAGGUUCAAUGCUCAGGAAUACUGUGAACACAGAAAUUUCAGAAAUGUGUGGAAUUAUUUCUGUUCAUUUCUUUCCCUUUUGCCUUUCUUUUUCUCUCUUUUAUUAUUUUUUGUUGUAGCCAAAGAGUUGUUUAGCAUUUGUUUACCAUUUUCUCUCAUAUACUGUAGUCCCAUACACUCUAGAGUCUAGAGUUUCUUUUAUCCUCUGUGCUCUCAGAUGUUAAUUGUAUAUUUUGACAUAUAAUACAUAAUGACUUAGUUUAGAUACAGAAAAGUCAAUCGGAUAUUACGCAUGUGGUGUGAUGGAUCUUACUUAAAGGGCCUUUUAAAUCAUGGUGCUGCUGGUGUACAUGCCAAAACUGUGUGCCACCUUCUGCGUCCUAUAUAGCAUGACAUCCUUUAGCCCAUGUUAAAUAAUGUCUUAAAUCUUGGAUUUUGUUGAGAUUGUAACAGACCAGUUACGUAAGGUUUGUUGCAAUUUUAUUCAUGCCUGAAGUCUCUUCUUGAGAGCCAGUGAAGGUUCAAGAAGUUCAAACGAUUAUUCGUGUUGAUAUGUUAUUUAUAUGGCAUUUAUCUGAACCUGUGCCUGAUUUUGUUAAUGGUGAAAUCUGAAACAUGUUUCUUUUAACAGUACUGUGUUGUGUUUGGCCUUCUGUCUUGGCUUUAACAGAGGCAGGAUGUUUUCUAGAAGAUACAAACUAAGUUUGCCAUUACAUUAACAAUCCUUUCUUUUUUCAGCUAUAUGAAAACGUGAUUUAUGAUGUAUUUUGCAGCUUUAGCACAAGUUAUUAGUAUCACAGACGUUCUUUAAUCAGAAAAUUGUGAAAAUGAACAUUUCAUAUCCUUUUUUGGGGGGGGGAAUAUUAAUGUGUAACGGAUGUUUAAUGUGCCUACCAUAUUACAAGAAGUUUUACCAGUAAAUUAAUUGGAAACUGA
This is a messenger RNA of Labeo rohita (rohu), 3469 nucleotides long. It is a transcript of the gene nras, whose product is annotated as NRAS proto-oncogene, GTPase. Gene Ontology annotation, biological process: Ras protein signal transduction. Bases 287 to 853 code for a protein of 188 amino acids. Gene Ontology annotation, cellular component: plasma membrane. The record is from RefSeq and is a predicted model, not a curated record. Gene Ontology annotation, molecular function: GTPase activity; GTP binding; GDP binding. NCBI's taxonomy places the organism in Eukaryota, Metazoa, Chordata, Actinopteri, Cypriniformes, Cyprinidae. The transcript is spliced from 5 exons.